CAGUUAUAAGAGAGCGCGCGUGGUGUUCCUCAGAACUGAAGCUCGGGGGUUUGACGACGGAACGGAUGGAUGGAGGUGCUGGUGAGAAACCUUGUUUGACAUCCACUACUUUGUGCCGACCACGUUGCUGAGCACUUCAAGAGGAUUUCCUGAAAACAGAAACUGCAUAGAUUGCAAACAUGGCCUCAGUCUCAUCCAGCAGUGAAAGUGAGUCACAAAGUGUGCUUACCUGGGAUCAAGUGAGCCGCUUGAACGGCGUGCUGAUGGAGGCCGUGCCAGUUCACGGACGUGGCAACUUUCCCACCCUGGAGGUCCGGCUGAAGGAUAUCGUUCAGAUGGUUAGGACCCGUCUGGAGCUGAGGGGCAUCACGGUCAAAGAUGUACGUCUGAAUGGCUCCACCGCCAGCCACGUACUGGUGAAGGACAUCGGCUGGAGCUACAAAGACCUGGAUGUCAUCUUCAGGGUAGACCUUCCUCGGGAAGAGGAGUUCCAGCUCAUUAAAGAUGUGGUUCUGGGCACUUUGUUGGACUUUCUGCCAGAGGGGGUGAACAAAGAGAAGAUCACUCCCAUGACGCUGAAAGAGGCCUAUGUCCAGAAGCUGGUCAAAGUGUACACCGAGCAGGAUCGUUGGUCCCUCAUCUCGCUGUCAAACAACAAUGGCCGCAAUGUGGAACUUAAGUUUGUGGACUCGAUCCGGAGACAGUUUGAGUUCAGCGUGGACUCCUUUCAGAUCAUUUUGGACUCCGUUCUGUCAUACUAUGACUUUUCUGAAAACCCCAUGUCCCGGCACUUCCACCCUACUGUGGUCGGGGAGAGCGUGUACGGCGACUUUUCUGGGGCUCUGGACCACCUCAGGAACAAGCUCAUCGCCACCAAACGGCCGGAGGAGAUCCGUGGAGGUGGUUUGCUCAAAUACUGCAACCUCCUGGUGAGGGACUUUAAGCCCACAGAUGAAGAUGAAUUUAAGGCCCUGGAGCGCUACAUGUGCUCCCGUUUCUUCAUUGACUUUCCCGACAUUGGUGAGCAACAGCGUAAACUGGAGGCUUAUCUGCAAAGCCACUUUGUCGGUGAGGAGAAGAGCAAGUACAACUACCUCAUGAUCCUGCGACGGGUUGUGAACGAGAGCACCGUGUGUCUCAUGGGACAUGAGAGGCGGCAGACGCUUAACCUCAUCUCGCUGAUGGCGUUUCGGGUGCUCGCCGAGCAGAAUGCCAUACCUGAUGCAUCUAGCGUCACCUGUUACUACCAGCCGGCUCCGUACGUCAGAGACCUGAACUUCAACAACUACUAUGUGGCCUCUUGUAACCAGUCCAUUCCAACUUGGUUGCCUUGUAACUAAGACUCAAAGAUGCUUGUUCAACAACAAAACCCAUGAGUUGGCCAGAGAGCCGGAUGUGGCAGUAAGGGAUGUUUCCCUCUGUAGGCAUAAAGGAUAUUUAAAACGACAAGCGUUUCCUUUCUUUUGUUUUCUUUUCUUUUAAUUCCUUCUCUGCAGAGGUGCCAAGACAUUUCUGAUUCAAAGUUAUAUAUUUUAGUGAAAUUUUUUUUUUUUUUUUUUUUUUAACUUUAAUAUUCUAAAGUUCCAGAUAUGUCUGCUCUCAUCUCUCUCUGUCCCUGGCUUAAGAGAAUAACCUUUUUUUUUGUUUUCCAUAUUGAAGAGAAACAAUUCCCAUAGUGCCUUAAUAUAUUCUAACCUUAAAAUGAAGGAAGAUUCAUAUUGGGACAAAUAAAUAUUUUUCCUGUGUGUUACAAAAUAAAAAGGCCAAAAAAAAAAAUAAAAAAAAUAAUGUUCUUGGAAAUUUGGAGAGGAAAAUAAAAAGUUAAAAAAUUGAAAGAAAAAGAUAAUGAAAAAUGUGAGCACAGGUGAAAUAAGUUUUUGUUCGUUUUUUGGUACACUGGUGGGCAGCUAAAUUCUUUUUGUUCUCGAAUAGAAAUGUGAACAGAAUCAUGUUACAGUAUUCAUAGCAAUGCGCUUUUUAGUUUGCUGUGUGAAUGCAUAAAGAUGACUUGUUCUACCAUAUGUUUUUGAGAAUUUGUGCCAUUUGUAAACCUGUUCGGUCUUGCUAGUUACAUCAAAGGUGAGACUGAAAUUUGAAUUUGGUUGCAGCAUGUACAAAAAUAUGCUUUUUCCUUUCCCAUAGAGCAGAGAGGGCAGUUAAACGGUCUUUUUAUGAAGACGAUUAAUGAAGAUCUUCAGCUCUAGUGGGUAAACCUUCCUUAAUCUCACGUUAACAUUGUUUGCGUUUAAGUGGGUAGAGAGGACAUGUUUGUCCAUGCAAGGUUCAGCUGUUGGACUAUUUGUCCUCCUGAGCUUUUUGUGACCAUUAGUAGACUUAGCACUGCUAUGUGUAACAAGACCUCCUCCAGCUAACAGCCAAGCCAAAUGGUGUCACAGCACUCUAAAAUUAUCCCUUCCUGCAGCUCUCGGGAUGUGCCUUGAAUGGACAGCAUGUGGGGUGGAAUUUUUAGUGGGGCAACUGUUUUUCCUUCUGACUGGCGUCACUGUAGAUGAGGGGUGAAUGCUGGUAUGUCACAAAGCCUUUUCUGGUAAUUGAGGUUUGAGAGGGGUUGCCGUAUCUGCGGGAUAUACCCUUGCUCAUUCACAUGGACGUAAACGCAUGUCAGUGUGGAUUCCUUUCCAGUUUUGGAUUUAAUUGAUGUUGCUGCUCAUGAGAUUUAUUGGGCUUCGAUGUCUCCUGUCUUGGUCCUUUGUCAGUGAUUUUGAUAUAAUGGCUCCAUGGAACAUUGCAUUUGUCAGUUCCAUGCUUUUUGUACGUCAGACCUUACUAAAUUAUGUGACUGUCUAUUCUUGUCCUGGCCCCCCAUCAUGGCCCCCGUGUAGUUCCUCUUUCAACAUUCAUCUGUUCAGAGAAGGGUAGUACUCUGUUUGCUGCUCUUAUGUAAUGGCUGACAGCUGCCCCCUGCCCCUCCGAUUUCCUCUUUGCCUCUACUCGCGUGCCACAGCUCCUGCUGCUUCAUCCAGCAGAUAACCAUGAGCUACGUUCCUUCCUUCCCCUAUCUGCACUCACAGACUUCUAGGGUAGAGCGAGACUGGGCACAUGGCCUCCCAUUUAGUGGGUUACACCCCAAAGCACAUUGAGCUGGAAUGGAUUUUUACUAUUGUUGUUUUUGUUUAGUAUUUUGGCCAACAAGUUUUUUUUUUGUUUUUUUUUUUUUUAUAUCCUCCUCGCUGUUUUUGGGACAUGCAGACUGUGGACCAAUGUCUGAACCAGCAACGUAGCGCUUUUUUUUUUUUUUUUUUUUUUUUUUUUUUUUUUUUUUUUGUAGGGACCCCUUUUGGGUUUCGCAUGAAACCAAUGAAAAGACCUUGUAGCUACAAUUUGGUGUCAUUGAAGUUUUUGCUGGUCCAUUUAAGAAGGGCAGAGGAGGAUGCAUGACAUAAUAAUUCAAGUCCUAUUUAAGUCUCCUGUCACACCUAGCUUUUUCUUAUUGUAGUUGUGUAGUCAUUCCAGUUGUUCUAAGUCAUUGUCACGUCUUUUCAAUGUCACCCUCCUAACAAAAGCAAGUACUGUGCACUACACCGCAUUCUCAGAAUCCAAAAAGGCCAAAUUGUUUAAAUGCUUGUCAAUGAAUGCACUUUACAGGCCUUGUGACAAGCUAUCAGGUGCCCUUUUUUUUGGUGUCUCAGGGACAUGAUAAAGGGCUACGGUGUCUCUUGAGGGUAACAACUCUUCCUGAAAAGUGAAACCGUUUGAAAAGCAUUGUAUUACUAAGGAAUUUAAAGUAAAUAAAAUGUUAGCUCAUCAGGAACAAGUACUAUUAUUUCAGAACUGGUUUUCCUUUGUGUGAGAGUUUGUAUGAUGUGUAGUGGUUGGUCAACAGAAUCUCACCUUGAUCUGUCUUUUUUUUUUUUUUUUUGGAUCAUGUAUGAAAAUAAAAAAAACAUGUCGUUUUUUUUUUUUUUUUUCCUGUUCUGUGUCCCCCUCUGUCAGCUGUAAUUCUAUAUCCCCCAGUGUUAUUUUAUUCAGUAGACAAUGGUGUUGGAGCUUUUGUAACUCUGAAUGCAUCUGUAACUGUGUGUAGGGGAGGUUUAUUGGAUUUGGACAUGCUUGUCUAAAGUGCAAGUCUUAUUGAUGAUUCGAGGCCUUUUUGAAGCCCUUUUGCGACGUUGCAAAGAGUUGUGGAUUUCAGCAGAUUUUGUUUACGUUUUUCUGUGAUUAUUUGUCGUUUGUCUGUGAGGAUGCUAAUGAUUGUGAGUUUAAAAAAAAAAGUGAAAAAUGGAAGUCGCACUAUUAUUUUGAAAUGGUUAUGUCGGUGUGGUGACUUAUGAUGUAGAUUCAUUAUGCCAUUUUGUUUCUCAGCACUUUUACCUCACUGUAAUUUUCCUUUGAAUGGAAUUGAGAAUAAGGAAAAUGUGUAUCAAGGGGAAAAAUAAAGUAUUGAAAGCCCA
Messenger RNA from Carassius gibelio (silver crucian carp), 4412 nucleotides. Its product is annotated as terminal nucleotidyltransferase 5C-like. Gene Ontology annotation, molecular function: poly(A) RNA polymerase activity; RNA binding. The coding region runs from base 180 to 1340 and encodes 386 amino acids. Gene Ontology annotation, biological process: mRNA stabilization. NCBI's taxonomy places the organism in Eukaryota, Metazoa, Chordata, Actinopteri, Cypriniformes, Cyprinidae. The record is from RefSeq and is a predicted model, not a curated record. The transcript has 2 exons.